This is a messenger RNA of Pseudopipra pipra, 6090 nucleotides long. It is a transcript of the gene TSG101, whose product is annotated as tumor susceptibility 101. Gene Ontology annotation, biological process: endosome to lysosome transport; protein modification process; protein transport. NCBI's taxonomy places the organism in Eukaryota, Metazoa, Chordata, Aves, Passeriformes, Pipridae. The coding region runs from base 397 to 1614 and encodes 405 amino acids. Gene Ontology annotation, cellular component: ESCRT I complex. The record is from RefSeq and is a predicted model, not a curated record. The transcript has 10 exons. Gene Ontology annotation, molecular function: ubiquitin binding.
AUGUCUUGGAAAUGGAUCUAAGUAUGGGAAUUAACAGCUCAUGUAGCACUUAAUUUUUGCUUGUGGCAGUAGCUGAAAUCUUACAAGCGUCUCUCUACUCAUGAUUCAUCACCCUCUGUGUAAAAACUAUUUGCAACAAUAUUACUUUUCCAAAGGAGGCUGAGAUGCUUUGUUGCAACCCUCCCAUCAAAUCAGCACCCAGGGGUUGACUGAUCUCCAUGCUGGUGCCUCCCUGCACACACAGGCAUCCCUACUGGAAGGGUUGCUUUCUCUCCCACAGACCAGCAUCUUGCAGAGAGACCAUGUGGCUGUUUUGUCCCUGGUCAUUUCAGGCAGAUAAGUCACAGCAUCACCCAAGGUUCACCACAGCAUCACUCUGCAGGCUGAGGUGGCAUUAUGGGAAGCGGCGUGGUGCCUUCAACUCUGCUCAGUAAAUACAAGUGGUCAUGCCCAGGAGGAGCAUCCCUGUCAGUCUCUUAUAAGUAUAGAGACCUAACUAUACAGGAGACAACCAGUGUUAUUACUCAAUACAAGGACCUCAAACCUGUCAUGGAUUCAUAUGUUUUUAACGACGGUUCAUCUAGGGAGUUGAUGAGCCUCAGUGGAACCAUUCCUGUGCCUUACAGAGGUAACACAUACAAUAUCCCAAUUUGCCUGUGGCUGCUGGACACCUACCCUUUCAACCCCCCAAUUUGUUUUGUUAAACCCACCAGCUCUAUGACAAUAAAAACUGGGAAGCAUGUUGAUGCAAAUGGAAAGAUAUACCUUCCUUAUCUGCAUGAGUGGAAAUAUCCCCAGUCAGACUUGCUAGAGCUGAUUCAGGUCAUGAUUGUUGUGUUUGGAGAGGAACCUCCAGUCUUUUCUCGGCCCACUGCUUCGUCGAGCUACCCACCAUACCAGGCAACAGGCCCUCCAACCACUUCCUAUGUGCCAGGAAUUCCAGGUGGAAUAUCUCCCUAUCCAGCACCAAACACUCCAAACCCAAGUGGCUUCUCAAGCUAUCCUUAUCCAGGUGGUGUUCCAUUUCCAGCAACCACUAGUGUUCAGUACUACCCUUCUCCUCCUCCUGUGACCACUGUUGGACCCAGCAGAGAUGGAACCAUCAGUGAGGACACCAUUCGAGCCUCCCUUAUUUCGGCGGUCAGUGACAAACUGAGAUGGCGGAUGAAAGAAGAAAUGGAUCGUGCACAAGCUGAACUCAAUGCCUUGAAAAGGACAGAGGAGGACCUGAAGAAAGGGCACCAGAAACUGGAAGAGAUGGUAACACGCCUGGAUCAAGAAGUGGCUGAAGUUGACAAGAACAUUGAACUUCUCAAAAAGAAGGAUGAGGAGCUCAGUUCGGCCUUAGAGAAAAUGGAAAGUCAGUCAGAAAAUAAUGACAUAGAUGAAGUUAUUAUUCCUACAGCACCACUUUACAAGCAGAUCCUGAACUUAUAUGCAGAGGAAAAUGCAAUUGAAGACACCAUCUUCUACCUAGGGGAAGCACUGAGACGUGGAGUGAUAGAUUUGGAUGUCUUUUUAAAGCAUGUACGUCUUCUGUCUCGCAAGCAGUUCCAGCUGAGAGCACUAAUGCAGAAAGCAAGGAAGACUGCUGGACUCAGUGAUCUCUACUGAAUUCUCAGACUUUACCUGGGAAGUUAGAUUUCCUUAUGAAGCAGCCAUUUUCUUGAUAUUUCUCUUAAUCAGUAGGUGCCCAGAAUAAGUUAUUACAUCAUUCAAGUGUAAGAUAUUUUGAAUCAAUAAUAUAUUUUCUUUUUGGUAAAGACUAGCUUUUAUUAAUGCACUUUCUAUCUCCUGUAUUCUUUGUGCUGGUGGACUUAACGCUGAAUAAAACUUGUUGCAUAUUUUCUUCCUCUACAGAACUGUGUAUGAUGAGCUUUCUUUACAAGCAGGGCCUGGCUUAUGCAGUGGCAGCUUAACCAUACUUUCACUUUACUUCUGAGAUUGGGAAGACGUUUCAGUUGUCCCAAAAUGGACAAAUCCACGUUUAUUAUAACCACUGAAAACUGAACAAUCAGAAUUUCAAGGCCCUGUUGUUUGACACAGCUGUUGACAUCCAAGGAUACUUUUCUUAAAUGAGCUUAGUAACAGAUAAAUACUGACUCGCCUAUUCUACCAUCGGGUUCUGGCCCUAGUGGAGCACACCUUAUGUAUAUUGCAUUUUUCCACUUGAAAAUACUAAGCAGAAGGAAGGCUGCUGCUGCAUUUGGUGGUGUGCUCCCUGCCAAGCCAGGAACACACCAGAGUGCCACAGGAACUUGGGUUCUGGCUGCUUGAGCUGGGACAGCUCAGUGACAAAGCUGGUGGUUUAACAGAGCUCAGUGACAAGCCUGGUGCUCUAACGCUGCACUGCCUGCAUAAGAGGGUGCAUUGUACGAAGCACCUCCCAGCUUCGAGUGCUGUAGAGAUUCAUGGUGCUGCUCUUGCCUCCUCCCAGCAGCAUGCUGCACUCCUCCACUGCCUUUUGUAGCUGCCCCAGCAAAACUAGGUUGAACACUGAAGUUUCUUGGUCUCAGCACAGUAACCAGCCUUUGUCUUAAGGCUUUUCAUGUUACUGUUGGGUCUGAAGAGUUUGGAGUUUGUUUUAAAAAGCUGAAUGAGGCUUACAGUUUUUACAUUAAGUCCUGUGGAUCUUCUGAAAGCUUUGAAAGUGGCUUCAUACCAUCUUCCUGUCAUCUACAUAGCAAUAGUGACUGUAAGUAGUCAUGUUUAAGUGCUCUUUCUGGGUGCUAUUUUGGUCACUUGGGUGUUAGGGAAAGUGGUACAGUGCCUACAGCUUGAUUAAGUUGCUUCAUGAACACUUUCAGCUUAUUGUAAAAUAUUUUGCUUCAAGAAGUAGCACCAGCUGUAGUACAUAGUAAAAAUCUACUCUGGGCUGAAUGAGGUGAUCCAUUCUUAUCCUGUGCCAUGUCCUGCUGUUAGAAAAAGCUCAGAGUAAGGCCUUUCCCUCCUCCCUGUCAUGAGGUGUUUUGAAAUGUUACUGACCAGUAAGGUGAUUCAUUCUUCCUGCUCUAACUAUGGAGUUGUAGGAGUAACUUGGUCAUUGUUUCUAUCCAUGGCUGCUUUUCCAGAGGAGAUGCUUUGUUAUGCUUAAGCAGCAAGCUGACUUUUUAUGGAUGCCAAGUAUUUGAUGCAGAGAGGUUUUUUUUCCUUAUAAUGCAACAAAGUAAUGCAUGUUUCUCCACUCCCCUCGCAUCAUGGCAAUUGAGCCUGUUUCUGUGCAUCAAACUUGAUUUCCAUCUGAAGUUCUGAGUAUUUAAAUACUUCUAUUACUGUUUUUUCAUUCCUAUCUUGAGACUGUAAGAAAGUUCACUACAUAAAUAUCUGGAGCCUACAACAGACUAGCUGCCCAUAUUAUUAUACAGGUGCUGUUUUUGUUAGUGUGACUUGAGAAAUAAUAUUGUUUGACUUAGAUGAGUGCAAGCAGAGUUGUUUUGGAGACCAAACCCUAGAAAGAAAAACAAGGAGACAGAAAUAACAGUUUGUGGUUUAUUUUGUGUUGGAGCUGGUACUACAGUUGGACAGUCACUGUCUUGUUGCACAGAGAAACCAUAACAUUUUUUUUAAACAUGCUCAGGAGACAGAACUUACAACUAGACUGAUAUAGUACACAAAAAUAAGGUUCUCUAAAAAAAAGUAUCCACAAAAAUUCCAAAGCAGUGUUAGGAAAAUACACUUGGACCUAUCAACAGUGAAAUAUUUAAGCUAUUCAGCUGGCAGAGAAGGUUGGUCAAUUGGCUUGACAAUCCCUUAACUGCAAGAAAAUAGUCUUUGGUUUCACACUCUGUAGCAAUUAGUUAGUUAUUCUUCUGAGCCAACAUGAAACAAGAUGAGGAAAAGGCAAAGGGUUUUUUAGGCAGUGCUGCUUUGAAUGCUGGAUUUCUGUUGUACCACUUCACUGAACAAGACUGACUAGGUUAUCUAGCUCUGGCUAAGAACAUGGGUGUCUGUGAGCAGGGAAAACCGUAGAAUAGUUUCCUAAUAGUAUCUUCAGGAAACUCAUUUGUUCAGAUCUGAGCUUUUUGUGUGUUCUAGUCGAGAUACAUACAUUGGAAGAUUUGACUUACUUGAAAAGUGCAACGUAAGACAAACCACUAAACCCGUUAAACUGCAAAGAGCCAAAGAACUGCUUGGGCAGAAUUAAAACUGUAGUUCCUUCUGGAUUGCCCAGAGUGUAUCUGCACUCUUCCUUAAUUUGUCUUCUUCCUCAGGUUUUAGGAUCAUCUUUACUACAUCAGUGAUGCCAUUAUUGCCCAGUACGCAAGGAACACUUAGGAAGACAUCCUCUUUUAUUCCAUGUAAGCCCUGAAAAGUAGGUAAGGAUUAUUAGGCUAGAAUUUGUGCGUGUCUGCAUAUUUCACAGAAUAUCUUAGGAGGAAAACUCAACUAAAUUUAGCUGAAAUUAAACUAGAAAGUGAUCAGUGUUCUUCAGAAUUCCCAAGUUUUUUAGUUCUCAGUAAGACAGAAGUUAGCAAAAAGGGGCUUCUCACCUUAACAAUUGUAGAGAUCGGGUGCACUCUUCUCAAAUUCUUCAUAAUAGUUUCAGCUAGAUCUCCCACAGAAAGGCCAAUAGCCCAUGAUGUGUACCCCUUCAGUUUGAUCACCUCAUAGGCACUGCAGAGACAGAGACACUCAUUAAAAAACAAAUACUGUCAACUGAAGUGCUUAAAGCUUGUAAGAAGGGCUUUUGGAGGGGUCUUAAGCAACUUGGAGGCAUCAGAAGCUGCUUCACUGAUUUGUUGGCAGGACUGAAAUAAACUCAGCAGUGAGUAGUUCUGUUUGCAUUUUACACUACUCCCCCCAGUUAUACUGGAAGCCAAAGGACUUCCCUAAUUUAAAGUUUACUAAUCAUGAAAACUUAACUCUGCUAGAUCUACUUUAAUGCUUAAAAUACUUUCAAGUUCUAUUAUGUUUUUAUCCUGACAUUUGUUUUGGCCUACGCUGGUAUGUAUGAAACCACAUCUGGGUACAGCAGUUCAGAGAUGUUUUAGCUCUUUAUGAUUUGUUCUCAUGUUGCAGUAAAAAAAGUCAAAGCAGUAUUUACCUGUCCACGACCUGCUUAUGGACCUCCUUCCAGUGUUCCUUGUCUGCAUCAGUUCCCAAGUCUGGAUGAAGAGUCUUCAGGGAGACACCAGCAACAUUCACUCCACUCCAAACAGGUACUGAGAGUUGCACAUAGAUUAAUUAUCUCACAAGAAUAUUUAGUUUUGUCCUCUAACAGUUAACAUAAGAUCUAGCUGGAUUCAUCUGCAACAUAUCACUUCUGAUUUAGAUAUGACUUUAAAUAUAGUGUGACCUACAAGGCCAAUCUAAAUUGCAGGCUGAGAACCUAGGAGCAUAUAAACAUAUGGUGCCACAGCAUUAAAGCACCUGGGCAAGAUGAACUAAAAAUGACAGUAACUGUAUUUUGCAAAGCCUUCUCAAAGCAAGAAUUGAUUCCAAAUGCUUCCUCCCAAGUGCCAGGAAGCAGACAGUACUGCUUUGGUGCUGCUUGGAAAACUACAGGUUAAGCAAGGAUAAAGUUGCUCUUUCUCCUGUCCUCCAGACUUGCCUCUGCAUUUCAGUUCCUAUAUAUAGUGACUAACAGAUGCCAGUAAAGGCAACUGAGUGACUACCAGUAGGAGAGUCCCUUGCAGAGAACUUUAUCCUCUUGCUGCUUCAGUUUGGGUUUUUUGAGGAGUUACAGGAACAACUUAGCCUAGAAAUGUUUAGCCACCUCAGAUUACAGUAAUGACCUUUCCAAGCAGUCACACAGGUCAAAUAUAGAUCAUCUAGGGUUACUACUCUGUGCAGCAAAAGACUUAAACCAAGAGUUGCAUUUUUAAGGUGCUGCAGUGCAAAGGUUUUUGAGCAGUUUUGCUGUAGCUUUUCGAGGUGUUUCUUGCAAACAAAGUAUCAGAAAGUUUCGUGUAACAGCCAGUCAGAUUUCACCCUUACCACUGGAAUCUCCAUGCUCUCCAACAAUCCAUCCAUGGCAGCUUAGAGGAUGGAUGCCCAGCCUUUCUCCCAUGAGGUGGCGGAAACGGGCGGAGUCCAGGUUGCAGCCACUACCAAUAACACGAUGUUUAGGAAAGCCACUGAUCUUCCAGG